CACGUUGACCAAUGAAUACUGUUUCUUCGAAUUCUGCUCGCUAAUUUUAAGAAAUGAACUCUGAACAAAGUUCAGAAUCAUAAGUGACCUUUGAAGGACUAACAUAUUUCCAUGAAGAUGAAGGCCUGUGAGCUCAGUAUUAUAAAAUAUAUUUUGUUCGUGUUCAACUUAGUUUUUGCGCUAUCAGGAGUAGGGCUCAUAAUUGCUGGUGCAGUUGUUUUAUCAGAUGUGGGUGAAUUCAGUCAUUUCUUGGAGGGAAGACUUUUAGCUCCACCUGUGGUUUUGAUAGUUGUUGGUUGCAUAGUUUUUUUUGUUGCUUCACUAGGAUGCUAUGGAGCUAUCAGGGAAUCCUAUUCUAUGCUCAUGGCGUUUGCCCUCUGUUUAUUGGUUAUACUGAUAGCCGAAUUAACAAUCGGCAUUGUUGCUGCAGUCUACAAGGGAGAUUUUGAGAAUGCAAUGAAGAAUAUCAUGAAAGAUUCAUUACAUUCUUACAACGAAAGUACUUCAGAUAAAAUUGCUUGGGAUAACAUUCAAAAGAAGUUGAAAUGCUGUGGUGUAACAGGACCCAUAGAUUGGCCAGACAAAACAAGACCUUUGAGCUGUUGUCAUGCAAUCAGGGAAGGAUCACCUCCACCUCAAGAUUUUCACUGUAGAGAUGCGCAACCCAAAGAUGAGAUCCUUUAUUCAAAUGGCUGUUUUGGAGAACUGAAAAUUAAAGCUGAAUCGUCAGCUAACAUUCUUAUGGGUGUAGGAAUUGGAAUUGCAUUUGUUGAGGUCAUUGGAAUACUUCUCGCUUGCUGGUUGGCAUCUGCAAUUAAGAAUAGAGAAUAAUGAGUCAUUUGGAAUAGGUACCUAUAUAUUUCGUAAUGAACUUCCAAAUUUAUUUUGUUACAACCUACAAAUUUUAAAUCAAUGGUAUUCAGUUUGAAGAAAAACGAAAAAAAUGAUUAUUCCAUCAAUUAUAUUUUAAAUAUAUUAUUAUUGAAAUGAUUAAAAUAUAAACCAUACAUUUUGAAUACUUGAAAUUGAAGAAAAAUAUGAUAAUAUCAUAAAUAAGUUAAAGAAACACAUUUCUAUACAGCUUAUUUGUAGUAAUAGUUCAGUAGGCUUCCAAAUAUGUCUUUCAAUGCUUUUUUCCAUCAGUCACUUAAUUAUCUCUUAGAUGGACGCUUCAUACAUUUAAUUAUAUGUGGAUAUUUUUAUCGAACAUAAAAUAUGGAAUAGAAAGAGAUAUUUUAAUGUUAGUUUUUUGUUAUGAAACUAUGUGUACUGAAAUCAUUUUUUGAUAUUAGAAUAAUUACACAGAAAUUUUUCGAAAAUUUCAUUUUUAUUGAUUUGCCAGCUAUCUGAACAUAGUUUAGUUGAAAAAAGUAUAUUUAUUGUUGAUGAGAUUUAUUACUUGUUGAAUUAUAGAAGAUGCUUUAUGUAGAUGUAAAUAUAUUAAUGUAUAUUGUAAUGAAUGAAAAAUGAAUCUAUCUACUAUUUGUU
Molecule: messenger RNA, 1488 nt
Organism: Harmonia axyridis
Lineage: Eukaryota; Metazoa; Arthropoda; Insecta; Coleoptera; Coccinellidae
Product: leukocyte surface antigen CD53-like
Exons: 5
Coding region: 112-831 (239 amino acids)
Cellular component (GO): membrane
Source: RefSeq, a predicted model, not a curated record